AUGCCUAAAAACUACAGCCGAACAUCACAAAGAACAAUUGCGUACUCGCAAAAAGACUUGGAAACUGCUGUAGAAAAAGUAAGAAAAAAAGAACUAACUAACUAUGCUGCAUCAAAACUUUACGAGAUUCCAGCAUCUACCCUUAGUGAUCGAGUUAAUGGUAAAACAGGUUUAAAAAGUCGUACCCUAGGAAGAUCACCUGCUAUACCUUUAGAUAUGGAAACCAAACUAGCAUCAGGUUUAGAUCAAAAUGAAGAAUAUGAUUUUGAAGUUGCUUAUGCUUCUAGCAAACGCGGUUGGAUGGAGACCGAAAUAUUUUAUAAUUAUAUGGUUAAGGUCAUAAUUCCAAGUUUAGGAGAAGAAAGACCAGUGCUCUUAAUUUACGAUGGUCAUAGCACCCACGUUGACGAACGAGUCGUAGCAUUAGCAGCAGAAAACAACAUAACCAUUUUAAAACUGCCUGCUCAUACAUCUCACUUGCUACAACCUUUAGACUUAGCGGUCUUCAAGUCAUUUAAAAGUAUUUGGGACAAAAACUUGUGGAAUGGCAACGUCAAAAUGUCGGAUUUAAAAUACGUAAGAAAGAGUUUGCUGAAAUGUUUGCACAAGCAUGGAGUCAAACAACACCAAAAGUGA
Messenger RNA from Parnassius apollo (apollo), 636 nucleotides. Lineage: Eukaryota; Metazoa; Arthropoda; Insecta; Lepidoptera; Papilionidae. The record is from the annotation of a GenBank genome assembly.